Molecule: messenger RNA, 1669 nt
Organism: Verruconis gallopava
Lineage: Eukaryota; Fungi; Ascomycota; Dothideomycetes; Venturiales; Sympoventuriaceae
Exons: 6
Coding region: 874-1248 (124 amino acids)
Molecular function (GO): peptidyl-prolyl cis-trans isomerase activity
Source: RefSeq, a predicted model, not a curated record
CGCUCUUCGUUCUACUUCAUCGCUUCGCUUGUCGAAAUCAUUUCCGGCUGACUUGCAUCUGCACACAGCUUCCCCUUUAACAAAGUUCUACAGUUCGAAGAUUCGACGUAAGAACAAACCUUACGGGUGUGCCUGGGGGGUCUCACCGCUCGGAAGUGGCACGGCGGAAGGCUGCAAAGCAGGUCAGACGUUGCUCACAGAUUUUUCUGUCCAGAUCUGUUGCUGCUAUUCCAUCCGCAUUUCGUCCCUCGAUUGACAAGCUGUGGGCAUUGAAAAUGACGGAUUUGAAGGACACAGCCUCCGGCUCCAUGUCCUAACCGACGACAUGGCGCAGAGGCAUGUGUUUCGCAACCUCCAUCGCCUUAAAAUUGAGCAAAGACAUCGUGCCGCCUGCCUUGUCCGCCUCUUCUCGUUGAAUGCAUAGCGGAGAUUCCACCGCAUCUGCAUAACGCCUGAGACAUUUUCAAUCUUCGCAGGCUAUUUCUGACAAGUGAAGCUGGGGCUAAGAUGAUCAAACUUUCGUCGACCCCACACUUUUCAUGGAAGGCCUCAUUUUGGACAUCACUUUGCAUAGGAGAGCGAGCCCCAAGUCCAGAACAGCGAAACGAUCAUCGAAUUAGAUUUCAAGCAUCUGCCGAGGAAUAUCGUCAGCUGAAAAAUUGGGAAGCGACUCCACAGCAGGCUACUCUUUAUUUUCUGCAUUAAGCCCGUGGGGAGCGGACGUCAGCGCUGCCAUUUCAUCUCAGCUACCCCACGUCAGAUCUAGCUCCCGUUCAACGUGCAGAAUUUUACCCCCAUCUAUUUUGUUGAAAGACAACCUCUUCAUCAGAACAUCUAGCUUUGUCACUCCAUAAACAAAACUAAAGCUUAGAAAUGGGUGUAGAAAAGACUCUCCUCAAGGCCGGCAACGGCACGGACAAGCCUAAGAAGGGCGACACAGUCACGAUGGAGUACACUGGCUGGCUCUACGACACGUCAAAGCCCGAGAACAAGGGAAAACAAUUCGACUCGUCAGUGGGAAGGGGCGACUUCAACACGAAGAUUGGCGUUGGUCGCGUCAUUCGCGGAUGGGAUGAAGGCAUUCUCGGCAACGAGCAGAACGAAGGAAUGACGUUGGGCGAGAAGUCUAGGCUGGUCAUCUCCGGCGACUAUGCCUACGGCGAACGAGGUUAUCCUGGCUUGAUUCCCGCCAAUGCUACACUUAUGUUCGAUGUCGAGCUUAAGGCAAUCAACGGAAAGGGCUUGUAAGCUGCUUGAGUCAAUCUGACUCACCGCUGCUCUGCAGGUGAAGUGGAGGGAACUUUGUCGCAUAAACACCAUAAACACGGUCCUUCGUGGUGGGCUCCAUUCAUUCUGGAGACGACGUUGUGCAAAGAAAGCACAUACGGCGAAACUGUUGAAUUUAGCUGGUAUCGCUACUUAAACCCACUGAUGCAUCAAGAUCGAGACUUUCUUUUGAGUGUUAGAAGCAACACCAUCAACACCAUGUUGAAUUGAUCCGUCUCCCUACUAAGCGAUAGCGCCGGCUGUGGAUUUUGAGGUUAUCCUUCCAGUUUUAGACCUUCGCACUUGCCCCAGCCUUCCAGCUCCCUCUUAUGGUCUUUCAUGCGUUUGCUCUAGUAAAAUAUCCUGUCGUCGAUUAACAAUUCCAGCAACAGGCUUUUCAUCA